Molecule: messenger RNA, 3158 nt
Organism: Camellia sinensis
Lineage: Eukaryota; Viridiplantae; Streptophyta; Magnoliopsida; Ericales; Theaceae
Product: receptor-like protein 7
Molecular function (GO): protein binding
Source: RefSeq, a predicted model, not a curated record
ACUCAAAAUCUUGUCUAUAAAAGCUCCUACUAAUUACCAUUCUCUUGCUCAUCCAAUACUUCUAGGGAGAUCUAUAUAGUUAACGGAAUAUGGGUUCCUCUUUGUAUCCCUUUGUGUUCAUGCGUUUACUCUUCCUACUCUCUUGCUUUCAUCUUAUAAUAACAUCUGGCUCUGAUUCUAACUCUUUCGUGCAGCCACUACCCCGUGCUGAUGAGACCUCGGCCCUGUUGCAAUUCAAGCAAACCUUUUCAAUUGACAAAUCCGCUUCUAGUGAUCCUUCUUCUUAUCCGAAGGUUGCAUCAUGGAAGCACAAAAAAGAAAGUAGCAAUUGCUGCUCAUGGGAUGGUGUCGAGUGUGACCAGGACACAGGUCAUGUGAUUGGCCUUGACCUCAGCAGCAGUUUCCUCUAUGGUUUUCUGAAUUCAAGUAGCAGCCUCUUCAGCCUAGUUCACCUUCAAAGACUUAACCUCGCCGACAAUGACUUCAAUUACUCUUGUAUCCCAUCAGAAAUUGGCCAUCUCUCAAGGUUAACAAGUCUUAACCUUUCCCUAUCUCUAUUUUCAUGUCAAAUCCCUCCAGAGAUCUCAAAAUUGUCAAAAUUGGUUUUGCUUGAUCUUUCUUACAAUUUUGAUCCUCUUUAUGAUGUUAGUUUUGCUGACAGUAUUCACUCAUCAAAAGCAAGACUAUUGAAACUUGAAAAGUUUGGUCUGAGAAGCUUACUUCAAAACUUGACUAACCUCAAAGAGCUUCAUCUAAGUAAGGUGAUCAUAUCUUCGGAAGUACCUCAUACAUUGACCAACUUAACUUCCUUGACAACUCUCGUUCUAGAAGAUUGUGGGCUGCGUGGUGAAUUCCCAGUAAGCAUAUUCCAUCUACCAAAGCUUCAAGUUCUCAAUUUGUGUUAUAAUGAAAAUCUCACUGGCCAUUUGCCCAAAUUUCACCUAAAUAGCCCCCUUCAGGAUCUAGAACUUGCUGUCACCAAUUUUUCUGGCAAGCUACCAGACUCGAUUGGAAAUCUUAAUUUCUUGAAGACUUUAGAUUUCACUGAAUGCUAUUUCUCAGGGUCCAUUCCAGCUUCACUUGGUAACCUAACACAACUAACCGAUCUGUUCCUUUCGUAUAAUCUAUUGCAAGGCCCAAUCCCAGGCUCAUUCUCUGAGCUAAAGAAUCUUAAAGCUGUUUAUCUUUCUUACAAUAAUCUCAGCGUCUCUGAGCUUGAAAUUUUUUUUAAGCUUAAAAAUCUUACUGAGCUCAAUUUGUCUGGUAGCCAAAUAAAAUCGCUGCCCAAAAACACUACUAAUACUACUCUUCCAAAGUUUCAGAUGUUACUACUAGGUUCAUGCAACUUGAGGGAGUUCCCAGAUUUUAUACACUUCCAACACGAACUUGAGGUUCUGUAUCUUCAUGAAAACAAUAUUCAUGGCCAAAUUCCAUCAUGGUUUUCCAACACAAGUAAAGAAACUCUGAGGCUUUUAGACCUUAAGGAAAACUUUCUAACAGGCUUUGAGCAGCAUCCAGAUAUGCUUCCGUGGGUUAAUUUGAUCAUGGUAACCCUUAGCCAUAACAUGUUGCAAGGACCAUUGCCAAUUCCACCAUUAUCCACCCAAACUUACAGAGUCUCAUACAACAGAUUGACAGGAAAAAUCCCACCAUUGUUAUGUCGAUUGAGUUUUCUUCACACACUUGAUUUGUCUAAUAACAACUUGUCUGGAACUAUUCCUCCAUGUUUGAGCAAUUUCAGUGAUUCUCUAUCAAUCCUGAAUCUCAAAGGCAACAACUUUCACGGUCCUAUUCCUCACCCGUACAAUAAAGGAAACACAUUGAAGAUGAUUGACUUCAGUCGUAAUCAAUUACAAGGGAAGGUGCCAAGAUCAUUGGCUAGUUGUACUGUGCUUGAGAUUCUUGAUCUCUCAAAUAAUCUUAUUGAAGAUACUUUUCCCUUUUGGUUGGAAGUUCUUACAAAGUUGCAAGUUCUCAUCUUGCAAUCCAACAAAUUCUAUGGUGCAAUAGGAAGUCGUGAAACUAAGUUGGUGUUACCAAAUUUGCGCAUCAUUGACCUCUCUCAUAAUGGCUUUACAGGUGACCUUCCAGUAAAUUACUUUCGAAAUUGGAACGCAAUGAAAUUUUUUGACAUGGACAAUAUGACAUAUAUGCGUCCACUCACAAAUUUCCCAGCACAGAACAACAUAUUGGGCCGAGAAAGCUAUUACUACACAAUGACCAUUACAAACAAAGGUGUAAAUAGAGAGUAUGAGAAGAUCUUGAAUAUCUUCAUUGCCAUUGAUUUCUCAAGCAACAAAUUCAAAGGGGAGAUUCCAGAAUCUAUUGGAAACCUCAAGGGGCUCCAGCUACUCAACCUUUCCAACAAUGACCUUAGUGGUGGCAUCCCAUCAUACUUAGCGAACCUAACAAAGCUUGAAUCAUUGGACCUUUCUCAAAACAAGCUCUCAGGGGAGCUUCCCCAGCAACUAGUGCUUCUCACUUUCCUUGCUUUCUUAAAUGUCUCAAAUAACCAUCUCACUGGACCCAUUCCACAAGGGAAGCAAUUCAACACGUUCGAGAACAAUUCUUAUGAGGGGAAUUCAGGAUUGUGCGGAGAGCCUUUGUCAACAAAAUGUGGAAUGUCAGAGGCACCACCACCAUCACCAUCACCACCAUUGAACUCAAAACAAGAUAAUGAUUCAGUGUUCCCAAGUGCAAUUGAUUGGAUUAUCAUAUGCAUGGGAUAUGUGAGUGGGAUAAUGGUCGGGAUGGUUAUUGGGCACACAAUAACCACAAAGUAUCACGAAUGGUUCAUUGAGACUUUUGGAAGGAAGCAAAGGAAGCCGAGAAGAGAGAAAAGGAGGAGGCAAGGAAACUGAAGUUGAUAAGGCAUUGUUUUGCAAUAAGUUUUAUACUUGUAGGGGUUAUUGCGACACCGUCAAAGAAAGACAACUUUUGUGCAUGUUGGAAUUUCAUGGAGUGAGAAUGUUCUUUGAGCUAUGAUUAAUUUUCUUACGGUUUCAAGGCUGUGAAAGUAGAAUUAUUUGGACAAUAUGAUGUUUCUGUAAUUUGAAUUUGAACUUUUGAACAAUGUGAUGUAUUAAGUAAUAAGUAGUAAUUGUAAUGGCAGGGGAAAUUAUAGCAAAAUGUGUAAACAUAAAAUUUCACGGGUAAUA